AUGCCUUCAGCGUACAAUGAUUAUGGGAUAAAGGACAUAUGGGCGAGCAAUCUGGAGGAAGAGUUCAAAAGUAUAAGGCAGCUGAUCAACAAGUAUAGCUAUGUGGCGAUGGACACAGAAUUUCCGGGAGUUGUGGCAAGACCGAUUGGAGAAUUCAAAAGUACAGCGGAUUAUCAGUAUCAAAUGUUACGAUGUAACGUGGACUUAUUAAAAAUUAUCCAAAUUGGAUUUACAUUUCUGGAUGAAGAAGGGAAUCAUGUGAAACCACAUCAGACGUAUCAGUUCAACUUCAAAUUUAACCUCACUGAGGAUAUGUAUGCCCAAGAUUCCAUAGACUUACUACAAAACUCAGGCAUACAGUUUAAACGUCAUGAAGAUGAUGGUAUCGACCCUGUCCACUUUGCGGAACUUUUGAUGACAUCAGGUGUUGUUCUUAGUGAGCAAGUCAAGUGGCUUUCAUUUCACAGUGGUUAUGACUUCGGGUACAUGUUGAAAAUAUUGACCAAUACAAAUCUACCUACAGAGGAGCAAGAAUUCUUUGAGUUGCUACGGAUAUAUUUUCCAAACAUAUAUGACGUAAAGUACCUGAUGAAAAGCACUAAAAAUCUCAAGGGAGGACUACAGGAAGUUGGCGAACAACUAGAGAUUGAAAGGCAAGGUCCACAGCAUCAAGCAGGAAGUGAUAGUUUACUAACUGGGAAUGCUUUCUUCAAGAUGAGAGAAAUGUUUUUCGAAGAUAAUAUCGAUGAUGCAAAGUAUUGUGGCCAUCUAUAUGGAUUAGGGACAUCUUAUGUUCAGAAUGGGAACUCAUGUGAAGUGAUCAAUCAAAGUUCUGCAUAUGCUGGACCUGGAAAAACCAAUUCCCAUACUCCUACUCCUACGCCGAAUAGCUCUGACACCCCAAAUUCCUCAACGCCUGUUCCAUCAUCAAGUUGA
Molecule: messenger RNA, 936 nt
Organism: Owenia fusiformis
Lineage: Eukaryota; Metazoa; Annelida; Polychaeta; Sabellida; Oweniidae
Source: the annotation of a GenBank genome assembly